Paramecium sonneborni is the source of this 1233-nucleotide messenger RNA. Lineage: Eukaryota; Ciliophora; Oligohymenophorea; Peniculida; Parameciidae. The record is from the annotation of a GenBank genome assembly.
AUGUAUUAUAAAUAAUAUAAAGAAUGUAGAUUAUGUUAAAGUUCUUUAUCAUAAUUCUAAAUUGAUUAUCUAAAGAAGAAGUAUACAAUUUUACCAACAUAAUAGGUAUUAUAAUUCCUUUCAUUUUUACUUUGCCAAACCAAUAUCAGAAAUAUUGGGAAAUUUGCAAAUUGAUCAUGUUAUAUUAUAUAAGGAUUUGUUGUACUUCAAUGAUGAUAAUGAAUAUUUUACACAAUAUUACAAUAGAUUGGAGUAGAAAUAAAUAAUAUGCAAACUACAAUUCAAGGUACUAUAGCGUAUAAUCAAUCAAUUGUGUCUCAGAUUCCAAAACCCAAUUUGUUAAUCGUGACAGCACAUAAAAUUGUUUAGAAGCGAAACAUUAAACUGUUAAAAUUACAAAAAUAACCUGUAAACUAAGUGGCAGCCACCAACAAUUAUUAAAUCUUAUUCAAUACAACUUAAAAUAUUGAGUAUUUCUGUUAUUUUUAAUAGUUCAUCAUUUGAAAACAAUCAAUAUGAAAAUAGAUAAAUCAGUUGGGAAACUUAAGAACAUAAUAUUUAUUCAACUUUUAAUAUAUCUAUUCAAAAGAUGCAACUAAUUUCAAAUAAAAAACCAAUAUAAAUUAAUACAUCAAAUUCUAUAAAUUAACUAUAUUACUAAUAAAAUGAUAAGGAAAUAUCUAUGGUAAUUAGAGAUAUAAAUUAAUUUACAAAUAUUUAGUUAAUGAAAUUUUUACCAAAGAAAAAUAAUAAUAUUACUAAAAAUAGUGUAAAGUAAAUAGGAAAUAAUAGUUAUUAAUCUAAAAAUAAAAAUGUUAUAAUACCUAAAUUAAAAAUUCCAUAAAUUUCUGAUAAUAAAAUAAAUUAUCAAUAAUUAUUGAACUAAUAUGAUUAAAUUUUAUAAUAGAGAUAUUGUUAAACAGAAAGAUAAUGGAAAGAAAAAAAAGAGUAAUAAGAUAAAAGGAAAUUAGAUGUUAAUUAGGUAUAGUAUAUUAUUAAAUUAAAAAUAGAGUAAGAAUAAAUAAUAAAUAUCAAUUAAUUCUAUUGCAAGUUCUUCAAAUUUGAAAGGGAAAGGAAUAAGUACUUGUUCUGCUUCAAUUUUAUUAAAAUCAUUAUCAAAAUAAUCUUUAGAUAGAUCUCCAAUGACAUCAAGAAGAUUAGAAAUAAAAUAGAAUCUUACAAAGCUGAUUAAAUAGUAAGAAAAGGACUUAGGAUUUUAUACAUAAAGAUGAC